AUGGAAAUUAUUCUUCUUGAAAGAGUUCGUAAGCUUGGAUUUAUGGGUGACGUUGUCACAGUCAAACCUGGAUUUGCACGUCAUUUUCUUUUGCCAAAAGGAAAAGCACUUCGUGCGACAAAAGAAAAUCUUGCCUUUUUUGAAAAGCAAAAGAAGCAAUAUGAAGCAGACAAUCUAAAGCUUAAAACAGAAGCUGAAGCGUUAGCGAAAAAAAUGGAAGGCUUAAAGCUCGUCAUCAUUCGCCACGCUGGUGAAAGUGGUCACUUGUAUGGUUCUGUUGCUGCACGCGACAUUACAGAAGCUGCCGAAAAAGCAGGUUUUUCUAUCGACCGCUCUCAGGUUGUUUUGGACACUCCUAUUAAAAUGUUGGGUAUCCAUAAUGCGACUAUCACCUUGCACCCAGAAGUGGAUGUCGAUGUUUGCUUAAACGUUGCAAAAUCUGAAGAAGAAGCUGUAUUGCAAGAAGAACGCGGUGGUGCUCUCAUUGCUGAAGGCGUGGCAAAAACUUCUGAAAAAGUGGCACCGCUUGAAGUGGUCGCAA
Molecule: messenger RNA, 541 nt
Organism: Stylophora pistillata
Lineage: Eukaryota; Metazoa; Cnidaria; Anthozoa; Scleractinia; Pocilloporidae
Product: 50S ribosomal protein L9-like
Source: RefSeq, a predicted model, not a curated record